This is a messenger RNA of Hirundo rustica (Barn swallow), 1170 nucleotides long. It is a transcript of the gene FAM219B, whose product is annotated as family with sequence similarity 219 member B. The record is from RefSeq and is a predicted model, not a curated record. Lineage: Eukaryota; Metazoa; Chordata; Aves; Passeriformes; Hirundinidae. The transcript has 6 exons. Bases 1 to 558 code for a protein of 185 amino acids.
AUGGCGACGGGCGGCGGCGGAGCCGGGGCAGGUCCCGGUGCCGGUCCCGGUCCGAGCGGAGCCGGCGGCCGGCGGGGCCCGGGGCUGAUUUGGGCUGAAAAGAAGAGGCUGAACAAAGGGACAGAUGCGGUGGAGAAAAGGGGUCCGUACAUCAUGAGCAAACCUCCCUCCAUUCAGGCCAAGCUGAAGAGGCAGCGGGAGCUGGCAAAGGCAGCGCUGCGAAGGCAGGGGCUGCUGGGGGCACCCACUGCCCCGAAACCACCUCCUAAAAGGACUGUGAAGUUCAACAAGGGCUACACAGCGCUCAGCCAGACAGCUGAUGAAAACCUGGUCUCCCUCGACUCGGACAGUGACGGGGAGCCGGGAUCCAGGUGUUCCUCAGGAUAUUCCUCCGCUGAGCAGGUGACCCAGGACAUGAGCCGGCAGCUGCUGCAGGAUGGCUACCACCUCGACGAGGUCCCUGACGAUGAAGACCUGGAUCUCAUCCCCCCAAAACCCGCAGCCUCCUCUUCUUGCCCCUGUUGUUUCGGAGAAAACCUCUCCUGCGUGCUCCAGUAACCGCACAGAACAGGUCAAAAUCCAGCACUUUCUUUGUCCCGUGGGAUGGCCGCUGGGGGUCCGGGUCCCACGCCAGGACGGCGACACAAGGACCGAACGAUGCUGCUCGUGGCAGAGACCAAGUGACCCCAAAAGACUUCUCCUUACACUCAGCAAUAUCAGGGGGAGGUGGCACAGUGACAUUUUGGUGACCUGGGUGGGGCCUGGCACUUGGCCGGGGCAGGAAGGGAGGACAGGCAAAGCCCGGCACCUCCACAGGGGUAUAAAGGGAAGGGUUUGGGAGUUUGUGGGGCUGGAGCUAAUGGCUUAUUCCCAUUCUCCUCAACGCUGCUUUGAUGCAGGUGAGGCACAGCCCAGGCCCCCCGUCCCAGCUUUGCACAGCGCUUGGGUUUGGGGGGCUGGAGAGCCUCUCUGCUGCAAACCAUGAACGCUGCCUUAAACCAUGGUCCUGCUCUAUGACAUAGAGGACAAUCAGCUUCUUUUACAGAAACCUUAUUUAAAUAUUUCAUGUCGAGAGACAUGAACUGGCUGGGUGGGGGGGCCAUGUUUGUUUGGUUUUGUAUUUAACUUGUGAAAGGGAGCACUCAAUAAACUGGAUCUCAAUACUCAGAA